AUGGCGAAUUUACUCCGCGGCCCCCCUUUUGUUUCUUCCCGAUCUCGUCGGUUCGGUUUGUGCUGCAGGGAAACGCGAACGCCGGUGCUGGGGCUGAUCAUCACGGCCCCGGUGGGCAGCGUCGGGAGCGUCUACCACGCGGUCUCCGAUUGCCGGCGGCUGUCGGAGGAGUUCACGGCGGAGGGAUCGGUGGUGCUCCGAGUCACGGCCGAAGUAGGACAGGUGGAGGAAGUGCGGCGAAGAAUCCAAGACGCCACCAAGGGGGCCGCCGAGGUUGUGGAGGAGGGGCCUUAA
Molecule: messenger RNA, 294 nt
Organism: Ectocarpus siliculosus
Lineage: Eukaryota; Phaeophyceae; Ectocarpales; Ectocarpaceae
Source: the annotation of a GenBank genome assembly